AUGCAAAAUUUAUAUUGUUUAUCAAAACGGUUCGUUUUGGUCAUUUUCCCAGCCUUAGUGGCCACACAACUGCUCCUUAUACGCAAUGUUUCUUCCCUGAAUGGCUAUUGCCCAUAUCCAACACUGAACCUAACCAAUGCGUAUUUGCACCACAAAUGCCUCGUCAAUCAAGGGAAGUAUAAGCCAGGAAGCCAGUACGAGAAAAACCUUAACUCUCACAUCAAAUUGCUUGUUAACUCAGAUUUUCGCGAUGGGUUUGGUCAUGUGACAACUGCUAUGGGAACUCCCAAUAUGGUAAACAUUAUAUUCCAGUGCCGCGGAGACUCUUACCAGUCCAAGUGCCGCUCAUGCUUUUCCGCCGGCAUCUCCGAGCUUCGUAAGAGAUGUUUGAGAAACAAAGGUGGAAUCAUAUGGUUUGACCAGUGUUUUGUCGAGAUUACUGCAAUUGAGGUCAUGGAGGUCAGUUACAAGAACAAUUUUUAUAUGCACAAUCCGAACAAUGUAAGUGGCGAUGCAAAGUCAUUCAACAUGGAGACAAUUGCUUUCCUCAAACAGCUGAUGUUGGAAGCAAACCGUAAAGACAACAUGGAAGGGAGAAUGAUGGCACUGUAUGCGGCCGGGGAGAAGAUGAUCAGGACAAAGAAGUUGUACGCAAUGGUUCAGUGUACGAGAGAUGUAUUCAUGUUUAAGACGCUGUGUAAAGAGUGUUUGGAAAGAAUUAUCAGUGAGUAUCCCAAAUGCUGCGACGGUAAACGAGGAGGAAGAGUUUUGGGCACAAGUUGUAACUUUAGGUAUGAGUUAUAUCCUUUUCUCAGGACUUAA
This is a messenger RNA of Capsella rubella, 822 nucleotides long. Its product is annotated as putative cysteine-rich repeat secretory protein 31. Lineage: Eukaryota; Viridiplantae; Streptophyta; Magnoliopsida; Brassicales; Brassicaceae. Bases 1 to 822 code for a protein of 273 amino acids. The transcript is spliced from 3 exons. The record is from RefSeq and is a predicted model, not a curated record.